This is a messenger RNA of Calidris pugnax (ruff), 588 nucleotides long. It is a transcript of the gene LEAP2, whose product is annotated as liver expressed antimicrobial peptide 2. The record is from RefSeq and is a predicted model, not a curated record. The transcript has 3 exons. Lineage: Eukaryota; Metazoa; Chordata; Aves; Charadriiformes; Scolopacidae. Gene Ontology annotation, biological process: defense response to bacterium; antimicrobial humoral immune response mediated by antimicrobial peptide. The coding region runs from base 106 to 339 and encodes 77 amino acids.
AUAAAAAUCUAGCCGAAGCUUGGGAAGUCCUAUUUGGGGCUCUUCCUCCCUCCUCCUCCUCCCACGGCCGGUCCCGCGGUGGAAGUGACAGCUCGCAGCGGGAAGAUGCGCUCCUGGAAAGCCAUGGCAGCCCUACUGCUCUGCUCACUGCUGCUCAGCCAGACGCUCUGUGCUUCCCUGCCCCCCCGGGAGCCCCAGCUCAGCCGGCAGAGGAGGAUGACACCCUUCUGGAGAGGGGUCUCCCUGCGACCUGUAGGAGCCUCCUGCAGGGACAACAGCGAGUGCAUCACCAUGCUCUGCAGGAAGAACCGCUGCUUCCUCAGAACUGCCUCGGAGUGACCUGUCGCCAGGAGAACACCCAUCACUGUUACUGCUCCCCGUGCUCCCCUCUGCUCUCAAAUAUUUAUUGGCCAUUCAAAAAACUAGGACGGUGACUGGAGCAACAAGUGUAUCUCACAUCUCUGUCACACGAACUGCCAAAAAGGACUUCAAAGAGCCGGAGAGCGUUUCCGAGCCAGGGCUGUAGCUCUGCAGCACAUGCCUCAGGACAACUCUCUGGCCAAGCUCAAUAAAAGGACUCUGCCUCUC